Molecule: messenger RNA, 474 nt
Organism: Colletotrichum karsti
Lineage: Eukaryota; Fungi; Ascomycota; Sordariomycetes; Glomerellales; Glomerellaceae
Exons: 5
Coding region: 1-474 (157 amino acids)
Biological process (GO): translation
Cellular component (GO): cytosolic large ribosomal subunit; ribosome
Molecular function (GO): structural constituent of ribosome
Source: RefSeq, a predicted model, not a curated record
AUGGCCGCCGCUCUGCCCAACGUUUCCGCCGACCUCAUCUGGGAGGUCGUUCGCAACCAGAACGCCUUCCUGGUCAACCGCAACGACGCUGGCGGUCUCCAGCUGUCCCGCGACCCCCUUAACCUGGUCAACAAGCACUCCCGCAAGUACGCUGGUUUCGUCAACGACAAGGCUAUCGGUGUUGUCCCCGCCGAGAAGGGCGGUGUCAAGGUCAUCUCCAAGAACCAGAAGAACGGCAACAAGCCCGCUCAGGGCACCACCGAGGUCACCUACGGCCCCAACAAGUCGACGCGCAAGACCUACAAGGCCGUCGCUCUCCAGUCCGCCAACGGCGGCUACCGUGCCGACCUCCGUGAGGCCGCUGUUCAGCGCGCCUCUGCCCUCCGCCGCGCCCAGAAGCCCGUCAAGCCCGAGGCUGAGAAGAAGCCCCGUGGCGUCAAGGCCAAGAAGGCCGCCGAGAAGACUGAGGCAUAA